AUGAUGCAGUUUGCAACCCAUGCCGCCUUCCUUGCCUCCAUGGCCCUGACCGCUACUGCCGCGCCUGUCAAUAGCAUCAAGGUUCGCCAGGAAAUUCCGCAUGUUCUCUAUCGCGACACUGGAUGUGGCCGCGAUGGAAGCUCGUACGGCGAUGACUACGACCCACUCCAGAACACCACUGCCACCGGCCUCAGCACGUGCAUGAACCUGCCUCCAAGCUUCAGCUUCGCUAGCACUUACUUCAACGAGACUGGGAGCCUUACCAGAACAAUUCGUUUCUACGACCUCCCUUGCUCUGAACUUACCACUAUUGACAGCGGAUAUCACAUCGAUAUCACACCUGGUUCGGUUGGUUGCCAGACGCUGACACUCAAGUCUUAUGUCACUUUGUAG
Alternaria burnsii is the source of this 393-nucleotide messenger RNA. RefSeq lists its product as uncharacterized. The record is from RefSeq and is a predicted model, not a curated record. Lineage: Eukaryota; Fungi; Ascomycota; Dothideomycetes; Pleosporales; Pleosporaceae. The transcript is spliced from 3 exons. Bases 1 to 393 code for a protein of 130 amino acids.